Molecule: messenger RNA, 344 nt
Organism: Staurois parvus
Lineage: Eukaryota; Metazoa; Chordata; Amphibia; Anura; Ranidae
Source: the annotation of a GenBank genome assembly
CUAAAACAUAAUACAGUGAAACCAAACCAACCACCCACAGAUAACAGUACAUACAAGCAAGCGUCGUCAGGCAGGCCGGGUCAAUAUCAAUAGGGCAGGUAGGUACAGGGGGAGCAAGCGGAGAUUGGUCGGGGUCACAGGCCAGGUUCAGCAGAUAGCAAGCAGCGUAGUACAGAGGGUCAGGCAGAGGGAUGGUCAGGGUCACAAGCCAGGGAUCAGAACAGGUAGCAAGCAGCGUGGUACAGAGGGUCAGGCAGAGGGAUGGAGAAGUCAGCAGCGGUUCAGAAACAGGAUGCAGGACAGAUACAGGGCCCAGGCCAAGGCAGAGUCUGUGGGUCUGGCCA